This is a messenger RNA of Anopheles maculipalpis, 2244 nucleotides long. RefSeq names its product bestrophin-4 (gene Best1). NCBI's taxonomy places the organism in Eukaryota, Metazoa, Arthropoda, Insecta, Diptera, Culicidae. The transcript is spliced from 6 exons. Gene Ontology annotation, molecular function: chloride channel activity. Bases 10 to 2124 code for a protein of 704 amino acids. The record is from RefSeq and is a predicted model, not a curated record.
GCUACAACCAUGACGGUAACCUAUACGGCGGAAGUGGCCACCUGUCGUGGUUUCGGGUGCUUCCUGAAGCUGCUCGUAAGAUGGCGCGGUAGUAUCUACAAACUAGUAUGGCUGGACUUAACGUGCUUCCUGCUUCUAUACUACGUGCUCAACGUUACCUACCGCCUCGGUUUAUCGGAGGACCAAAAACGGAUAUUCGAGGAAAUUGUCAAGUACUGCGCUACGUACAGCAACUUAAUUCCACUUUCCUUCGUGCUCGGUUUCUACGUCACCAUCGUAAUGACGCGCUGGUGGAACCAGUACACCAGCAUUCCCUGGCCAGACCCGAUUGCCGUUUUCGUCAGUGCCAACAUUCACGGUCAGGAUGAACGAGGCCGUGUGAUGCGACGUACAAUCAUGCGUUACGUCUGUCUGUGUCUAACGAUGGUGCUGACCAAUAUUUCACCUCGGGUGAAGAAACGUUUUCCAACCAUCGAGCAUCUCGUGGAGGCUGGUUUGUUGAACGAGAACGAACAUACCAUCAUGACCCAUCUGAACCAGAAAUUUCCACGUCACUCGAAGCACUGGUUGCCGAUCGUAUGGGCAGCAAGUAUUGUGACACGUGCUCGGAAGGAGGGUCGCUGCAGAGAUGAUUUCGCGUCCAAAACUAUCAUCGACGAGUUGAACAAGUUCCGCGGACAGUGUGGAUUGUUGAUCUCGUACGACACAAUCAGUGUGCCGCUCGUGUACACGCAGGUCGUAACGCUGGCUGUUUACAGCUACUUCCUUACCUCAGUCAUGGGCCAGCAGUGGGUGGAAACCAAGGAACUCGGCGAAGGUGUCGUGAACAAGAUCGACCAAUACUUCCCGAUCUUCACGACGCUUCAGUUCUUCUUCUACAUGGGCUGGCUGAAGGUGGCCGAAUCAUUGAUCAAUCCUUUCGGCGAGGACGAUGAUGACUUCGAGGUUAACUGGAUGGUCGAUCGGAAUCUGCAGGUGUCUUACCUGAUCGUCGACGAGAUGCAUCACGAACAUCCGGAACUGCUCAAGGAUCAGUACUGGGACGAGAUCUUCCCGACCGAAUUGCCGCACACCGUAGCCUCGGCAGAAAUUCGCGAGGAACCUCCACAACCCUCGACAGCCGACAUCGUUGUGAAGAAGAGGGAAGCGGAGGUCAUCCCGGUAGUGCCCACGGCAGUCCGCAUCGAUGAAAUGGUCGGUAAACAGAACCAAGCGGUUGAGUAUAACUUCCCCGCGAAUCCCAACGACGACGAGAUGGAUGACAACGUAAGUGGUAUACACUUUAACACGUACGAGAAACCCAUCUACCGUGGUGGCAGUUCGGCCACCAGUUUGGCUAGCGUUGCGGGUACAAUGUCCCGCGUCAACACGGUAACGUCCGCGCUGAAGCGAUUCUUCAGCAAGGACGAAUCAAGCCGUCCGAACAGCGCUACACCGGAUGCAGCCGGCACAGUGCCGUUCAAAUUUCCCGGCUCAGCCAGUUCGACAAACCUGGCCGGAGGACGCAUACCGGACCGAGCCAUGGGAAGCAUGCGCAUCACGGACCAGGUGAUCGAAGAAGUGGACGAACAGCUUACGAUCACGUCCAUGCAGGGCAACAAUGAUUCCCGUCCAACGGCGGCCAGUUUGUUCGAGCACGGUCCACCCAAACCAAGUGAACCGGUCGAUGUUCCGCAACAAUCGUACAACCGUACCCAAUCUUCCGUAGCUCACGGGUUCCACUCGCAGCUAACACCACCAGCAGACACGAUGCUUUCGGCUUCAGCACCGGAAACGGGCCGUUUCGAGCACAACUACGUACCGCUGAGUCCAACCGAUCCGGACGCUGUUCCGAUGGUUGCGUCCUCGACGGCACUGCGCAGUAUGGUGGAUGAAACGGAUCGCGUGACCACAACGUUCGACAGCGAGGAAACGGAAAAGGAACAGUUGGAGCGAAAGACCCGUCUGCUGGCACGAUCGAUCAGCAAACAGGCUGUCCUGGGGCUGAUCGAUACGGAGAUGCUGCUGGACGAGCUGACGAAGAGUACGAGCGAUCUGGAGGGUUCGGAAACUAAAAAACCACCACAAAACACACCCGACGGACCGACGUCCGAUACGAACAGUAACGUCGAUACGACAUUAUGAUUUUACGUGUCGGAUGCGGACGAGAGCAUUAUUGUGGUUAACGUGAAGGAUGGUAGUAGUGCCGAUAGGUAGCAGCUCUAGCACCGAAUAGUGCAUUUGCCGGUGCGUGAAUGGAGCUGG